Cuscuta campestris is the source of this 985-nucleotide messenger RNA. NCBI's taxonomy places the organism in Eukaryota, Viridiplantae, Streptophyta, Magnoliopsida, Solanales, Convolvulaceae. The record is from the annotation of a GenBank genome assembly.
CCCGAAUUCUCUCCACCGAUACACUGUUUCCCUUUGACAUUCUCUCUCUCUCUCGUCCUCUUCAAUGGCGACCUCAUCCCCGAUCUGGUUCCUUGCCGUAGCUUUCGGUCUCCUUGCCGUCUCCGCCGCCGCCCGCCCUUGCAAGACGCUCUUCUUCUUCUCCUCCACCUCGUUGUACCCGGUCACCUCCUCCGUCUCCCAAACCUCUAACCUCUACCCUAAUUUCCGCCCCGAAAACCCUAAAUCGCUCACCUUCUUCUUCACCUCCGCCCGUAUCCCUUACGAUGACUGGAAAUUUCUGCCCGCCAGGCCUGCUUCCGUCUUCCGUGACCCGUUCAGCGGCGUUGAGGAACAGGUCGAGGAAACCGUGCCUGAAGAUGUGCCCCAACGGUUGUCUUCAUCGGCAUCCAUGAAUCCGAUCGAGUUGUAUUCCUCCGUGAGUAGCUCGAUUCGUGACCGGACCAAGGACAUCAUGAGCGUCGUCGGUGCUUUGCUAUUCGGCUUGGGGUGCGGAGCGCUGACUGCUGCUACCAUGUACCUGAUCUGGUCCCUCUUCUGGCCCCAGGGUUUUGAUUUCGAGGAUUCCGAUGAUGAGUUUGACGAUGACGAUAUUGCUGCCCAGAAGAAGGCAGGAUACGUGGCGAUUCCCGCAAAGGUUGUUGAUUAUGACUUGCAGAAGCCUGCUCUGCCCACCAAGGAGGUGGUUUGAGAGCGAGUCUGUACUUUGUAAGUGUAUGGUGGAUGUUGACGACAUUUAUAUCUUAUGUUUGAUGACCUAUAAUUGCAUGUUAAUGGCAUAUAUGACUACUUUUGGUAUUGUAUCAUCUUCUUCAUGUUUAAAUUCAAAUCGUAUUUUUAUAUCCGUUCUACUCCGUAUUUGCUAUAUUUGCUAUGGUUCGAAAAGAAUGACGUUCCUUUACUCGACGGAUUAUUCGGCGGAUUCGAAAAGCUUGGCGUCUCCGUUGAAGAAAAAAACUGAAGUGUC